This is a messenger RNA of Limanda limanda (common dab), 3986 nucleotides long. It is a transcript of the gene mier2, whose product is annotated as mesoderm induction early response 1, family member 2. The record is from RefSeq and is a predicted model, not a curated record. Gene Ontology annotation, cellular component: nucleoplasm. Gene Ontology annotation, molecular function: histone deacetylase binding; transcription corepressor activity. Lineage: Eukaryota; Metazoa; Chordata; Actinopteri; Pleuronectiformes; Pleuronectidae. Gene Ontology annotation, biological process: negative regulation of transcription by RNA polymerase II. The transcript has 11 exons. The coding region runs from base 118 to 1554 and encodes 478 amino acids.
UGGAGAUGAGCGCUGACGUCGUGGUCUAGUGGAGCGUGGAUGAGGAACAGUGAUGAAGACCCUCAGCAGGAGUCCUAACAGGCCUUAGAGGAGAGGGAGGGGAACGCUGCUCGCCCCAUGAAGAUGGCAGCGCAGUCCCACACUGCCAGUGAGCUUCCUCUGGAGGAGCUGCUGGCUCUGUAUGGAUACACGGUGCCAGAUCCAGAGAAGGAGACCUGUCAAAUGGCUGCCAGCCUGCCAGGCAUGACACUGGACAAGGAUCAGCUAACAGAGGAUCUCUUUACUGGGGAGGAGGAGGAAGAAUCAUCCCCGGAUGAUCUCACCCCCUCAGUCACCUCAAACACCUCAGAUGUGCUCCGCCGUCUCCAAGGUGGAAACAAAGAAAGCUCAUCGGAUGAGGAGUCUGACGAUGCCUCUAUUCCCUCCAAUGAAGAGCACAAGGAGAUCAUGGUUGGCUCCACGUACCAGGCAAAAAUCCCUCCACUCAAUCCAAAUACCUACCAGGAAAAAGUCUACACCAGUGAGGACCAGUUGCUGUGGACGCCAGGUGUCCUGCCGGUGCAGGAAGUGGAGGAGUUCUUGCUGAAUACACAGAGACCACGUCGCCAGGAGGGGGCAGCACUCACAUCCAUGCAAGCUAACACUGUCCGUGACAACGAACAGGCACUGUUCGAACUUAUAAAAUGCAAAUUCAAUGCAGAAGAGGCACUGAGACGAUUACGCUUCAACGUGAAGGCAGUCAGUGAUGAGCUGUGUGCCUGGAGCGAGGAGGAGUGCAGGAGCUUUGAGCUAGGCUAUCGAGUUUACGGGAAAAACUUCAACCUCAUUCAGGGUAACAAGGUACGAACGCGCUCCGUGGGCGAAUGUGUGGAGUAUUACUACAUGUGGAAGAAGUCCAAACGUCACGAGUAUUUCACCCAACAAACCACCAGGCUCAGCCGCAAGAAGUACAGCCUGCAGUCAGGGAGCAUGGAGGAUGGAGACCAGGAUGGGGAUGUUCCGGACCUGGAAGGAAGCAACAAUUCCUCAGGCUUGUUGUCUCACAGCUCCAUGGGUCGGAGGAAGCUCGAGUCCCCGUUACCUCCACACACCGACCUGGACAAACAAGAUGGUGAGCUGGUGAUGGGGCUGUCCGAGCUGUGUGGAGACGGAUGUCCUCAGCAGCUGUUUGGCUGUCCCUUCUCUCUGCAGCCCCUGGGCGACCUGCGGGACCCAGGCUCAGACAGCUGUUGUCCCUCAGCUCCAGUCCAGCUCCAGUCCCAGCCUUCGGCCCUGAGCUCCCAGUCGGCCUGCAGGAGCCCUCCGUGCUGCCAUGACGACCACUGCCUGCCGGGCUCCUGCUUUUACCAGCUACACAUGCUUGGUGGACCCUUUGUUCCCGAGGACCCUGACUGUUCACCUAGUGGUGCGCCCGGCGGCCCACAUGGGCUGCAGGUGGAGUUCAGCCUGCCGUCUGCCUCUCCGCCCUCGUCUGCUCUCCUCCCGUCACACUUCCAGGCGAUCGGCGGCCUGCAGCACCCGUCAGCUCUCCAGCAUCGCUCUCUCACACAGUGAGGAAGAAAUUCAAUGCCGAUGUAGGUGUUUGCCUUUCAUCAAAAUCAUGAUUGGUGUUGGUUUUACAACUGACUCAUACAAGCCCGAACAAGACGUGCAUUUACUGAACCUUAUGAAAGGGAUGGACCUGCUCCCUGUGCUGGGGGUGUUGCUCGUAUCUGAACCCUCUUUUCAAACUGAUACACUUGAACUCUUUGUCCAUUGUGUUUAUCACUACUGUCAGGUGUUGAUUGUGUGUUUAUUUAUAACAGUUUAUCACCACAGCCUGCGCCAGGACAACACUGUAGAUUGGCGGUGACAAGAGCUGCAGUGACCACACAAACCAUCUUCAUCUGAUCGUCUAAAACCGAGCAGUGACUGACGAUGUGAACAACCGUUGCUUUGUUGUGUUUUAUUUAUCAUAAUGGAGAAGUUUGACUUCUAAAGUCGACAUCCAAUAACAUUUCUUUCUUUGUGUUCUGCUUAUUGCUCAGCACUUUUGCCUCUGACUGCGUUCAGAUCUGGUAUUCGCAUCCGUCCUGAGUGAGCCAAUCACAAGCAGACAGCUCAAAGUACAUACCAGCACAAUCAAAUUCAUCGGAUCACUCAGAGCACAUUCAGAAGUGGCCACAUUGUUUUCGCUGUGUGAGCACAAGCGUCCUGGGACGCACAUGAAGACCGUCUAUUCAGCUGACGUCUCUGACCUGCUACACUUUCACAAUGUAUCAUAUUUUAACAUAUUUACUGCCACAGCAUCAACAUGGACCCCCACAUAAUGAAUUUUAUUUAAGUCUUUUUUCAAAUGGGUUAAAUCUUAAUACCAGCUCCGUUCAGUCCCACAUGAACACAACUGCUGGGGGUCUGGUCAUAAAGUAAAAUCAAUCAAUUCAAACAUUAUAUGAUAGUUAAUUUAUUACAUUACACGUGCUCACCUUGGACCAAUGGUCUCUGUCUUCGGUUUCUCCUGCUUCUCUGGACCUCCAACCUCCUCCACUCCAGCUGUCUGUCAACCUUUGGUACAAGAGUCGAUCUUCAUGUAGAAAUUUGUUUGAUUUUAAAAACCUGAACAACAUUUUCUGUGGUUCUUUUUAAAAGCUUUAUAGGCGCAACAAGGAGCACAGUGAUUUUUCGGAUAAUUUUUCUCUCUUUAGUUUGGCCUUUGUCAAAACAUUUCAUCCUUGUUCUUCCCUGAUGAUUUAUAAAGUGCAAUGCUUUCGUGUCAUUUCUGACAACUGUUUCUAUAAGAAUGAAUAUCAAGUCCAGUGAAGAGCCUGACCUCUGACCUGCAGAGGUGGUUAAUGUAUGUUAAUGUACAUAUGUUAAUGUAAAAUGUACAUGCUAAGCUACGCAAGUCAGUCAAUCCAAAUCCUGCUUCUCAUGUUCUGCAACUUUGAAGAUUUCCUUGAUCAGUCAUCCAGGACUAACUUUGAUGGUUGUACGGAGAGUUAGAGAAGUGAGUAUGUUGACAGUCAAGUAAAAAUGACAGACUGGUUGGGCUCCAAAAGAACGACCUAAUGUAGCAUUUAAGUUAUUCUGCCUCUUUGAAAACCGACAAGGAAGCAACAUCCACGUAAAGUCCAGUCCAUGAAGAUAUGGAGUAAAACGAAAAUAACAACAGCAACAUUUUUAUCGUCAGAGGUCUCUCUCCCUUCUUUCCUCUGAAAUGUUUCCUUUAGCAUCUUUAACGACCUUGACCUGAAAUGAAGAAAUAUACUGAUAAGUGUUUAUGUGCAUUUAAAACAUCUAAUAAUUGUUAUUUUUGCUAAGUGCUGCAUAAAUUCAAAUUCCGUGGCCCCAUCUGAACUGUCGAGCUGUCACGUGAAUUUUGAGAGGGACAAACAUUUACAAUCACUGCACCUUUUGUGUUAAGGAAUUAUUUAUUGAAGUAUUUGUUAAAGUCAGUUCCCCAUUUUAUAAAGUGAAUUAAAAUUGAGAGAAGCUGGUUCAAGCAAUCUGCAAACUAUGAAUUUAGAUUUAGCCAUGAUGUGAUGGUACAGAUGUGAUCAAUUCAAAGACUAAAGGUUAUUACAGUAAAUAUGAUUCCAAUAUUUUAUAUUUUGUAUCACUGAAUAAAAAUAUGAACUUGAUUUGUUUAAGUAUUUCACAAAAUCCUGUAUUGAUUUGUACGCUCAUUAGUGCAUGUGUGGUUUUCUGCAUGUCAGUAUAUUUCAGUAUCUGAAGAGGUAAAGGGAACGUAACAGGGGAAUGAAAGACACUUUUCAGGUUAUUCUUCCUUCGUCAUCUGUUCAUCUAUUUAUUCUUUGUCUGUAAAUGUGCGAGCUCUUUCUGUGAUCCCUGUGUAAUGCCAGGCCGGUUUCAGAUCAACGUGUGUCGUGUCUUUGACUGUUUACUUAAGAGGAGUUCAGUACAAGACCACAGAGGCAGCGAGAAAAAUAGAAUUACUGCUUUUAGUUCUUUCUUCAUUUUCACACUUAUUUCAUAGCAAUAUUGUU